GUCGCCGCUUCACCAAAAGAAAGAAGAAGAACCCAAAACAAAAAUUAACUCUGCUACAAUAAACAAAGUAAAACAUUUUUAUAAAUGACUGAAUUCGGAGGAGAUUCGGGAGGUCGAUUAAAAGGCGUGACUAUAGUAAAACCCAUUGUUUACGGGAACAUAGCGCGAUCCUUCGGCAAAAAACGCGAGGAGGACGGGCACACGCACCAAUGGAAAGUCUAUCUGAAGCCCUAUUUUAACGAGGACAUGUCCAUUUAUGUAAAGAAGGUCCACUUUAAGUUGCACGAGAGCUACGCCAACCCAAAUCGAAUCGUGGUAAAGCCUCCGUACGAGAUCACAGAGACCGGGUGGGGCGAGUUCGAGGUGGUCAUUAAGAUCUACUUCAACGACCAGUCGGAGCGCCCGGUAACCUGUUAUCACAUCCUAAAGCUCUUUCAAUCGCCCGUCGUCGAUGGUGAGCUUACCUCUAGCACCACCAUGGACACCAAGAAGGGUCUCGUCUCGGAGUCGUACGAGGAGAUCGUUUUCCAAGAGCCCACCCAGAUAAUGCAGCAUUAUCUUCUGCUCUCGGAACAGAGCGCAAAUGGUCUUCUUACCCACGAUACUGAUUUUGAGGAAAAGAAGACAAAAACUCUGGAUAACAUUGUCAAUGUGAAGCAGAAGGUCAAGGGGGAGAUUGUUACACUUAAGGACAAACUAAAGCUGGCACGUGAAACCAUAUCUAAGUUCAAGGCGGAAUUGGCUAAGGUGCAAAAGCAGGCUACAUAACAUCUGCUAAAAUGCUUUCCGAAUAUGCCUCGGAAUUCGCAAUUCAUUUUAAGUUUUAAGUAUAUAUAUAUGUAUAAAUAGUAAAAAAGAGAAUUAAAAAUGCGUUAUGUAUUUAA
Molecule: messenger RNA, 884 nt
Organism: Drosophila ficusphila
Lineage: Eukaryota; Metazoa; Arthropoda; Insecta; Diptera; Drosophilidae
Gene: Gas41
Product: YEATS domain-containing protein 4
Exons: 2
Coding region: 85-768 (227 amino acids)
Biological process (GO): regulation of DNA-templated transcription
Source: RefSeq, a predicted model, not a curated record